Molecule: messenger RNA, 2008 nt
Organism: Puntigrus tetrazona (Sumatra barb)
Lineage: Eukaryota; Metazoa; Chordata; Actinopteri; Cypriniformes; Cyprinidae
Gene: sirt3
Product: sirtuin 3
Exons: 8
Coding region: 571-1656 (361 amino acids)
Molecular function (GO): NAD+ binding; histone deacetylase activity, NAD-dependent
Source: RefSeq, a predicted model, not a curated record
AUAAAAUUAUCACAUCUUGUCAUCUUGAACGAAAGGAUUCUUUUGGUCGUCCAUGACUUACUUACCUAUGCUAGCUUUAGCUUACAAAUCUAUUUGCAUACACACUACACAUCGAAUACCUUUAACUUAUAUUUUCGGCUUAUUGUCGACUAUUUAUUUAGUUAAAAGUUUGCAUGUAUAAAUGUUUUUAUAACUGCGAUCCGUUUAAAAAGAGCGAACAAGUUGUCAUCAGAAACACUGCGUUCGAGACAUCUAAUCGUAAGUACUGUAGUAGUUACGUAUGACAAAGUUUGAACUAAAAUAAUUUAUAUUUAAAAAGUUUUGUAAUAGCCAUAAUAUAGUCAUGCCGUAUAGAUACAAUAUAUUUUAGUGCAUACAUAGCCGAGAAUUAAUGGACAAAUUGCGUUUUCGUUUGUCAAAUAUUUUUAUGGAGUCUUUACAUGUCUAUUACGGUAAUAACCGCGUCACUAGUCUGCCUCUGGUUGUUCCUGCAUGUUUUUAUUUACUGCAGCAAAUUCUCUGAAAUAAUGUAUGCCUUUUGACACAGUAGAAGUCUAGCCAGAAUCCAUUAUGCUGUACUUAAAAACGGGUCUAAACGUGUGCAGAUGCUGUUUUACAGAGCAAUUCUCACGGAGGAGAGGACUGUAUACUACUCAAAAUCUGUCAAGGACAAACCUUGCCCGUGAAAAGAUAUUGUCGCAUGUCUCUCGUGCACAGAAGGGCGCUGUAUUUCUUUCACAAUUCUUGUGUUGUCCAGCUACCUUCGUACGAUGCGGUGGCGUGAGAGGUCUGUUCGGAGGAGGCACCGUUCCCCAGCAGACUCUGGAAGACAUUGCAGAAAGCAUCAGAAAACGCAAGUUCAAAAGAAUUGUGGUGAUGGCAGGGGCAGGUAUCAGCACACCCAGUGGAAUCCCAGACUUCAGAACGCCCGGCAGCGGUCUUUAUGACAACCUUCAACAGUACAGUCUGCCUUACGCUGAGGCCAUAUUUGAAAUAAAUUACUUUCAUCACAAUCCAAUCCCGUUUUUUGCUCUUGCCAAAGAGCUUUAUCCUGGUAACUACCAACCCAAUCUGACACACUACUUCAUUCGCCUGCUUCACGAUAAAGGACAGCUGCUCAGGAUGUACACGCAAAACAUCGACGGACUAGAGCGAAUGGCUGGAAUUCCCCCAAAGAUGUUGGUGGAGGCACACGGUACAUUUGCCACAGCCACUUGCACAGUUUGCCGAAGGGAUUACAAGGGAGAGGAACUCAGGAAUGAUAUCAUGGGAGGAACAAUACCCGAAUGCCCCACUUGUAAAGGGAUCGUCAAGCCUGACAUCGUGUUCUUUGGUGAGGAGCUCCCUCAGCAGUUCUUCACCUACCUUACGGACUUCCCGAUGGCAGAUUUACUCAUUGUCAUGGGAACAUCUCUAGAGGUGGAGCCUUUCGCCAGCUUGGCUGGUGCCGUGCGUGGCUCAGUUUCAAGGCUUUUGAUAAAUCGAGAUCUUGUGGGGCCGUUUGCUCGGGGCUCCCAACGUCACAAUGACGUGGCUGAGCUGGGUGACGUAGUUAGUGGGGUAAAAAAGCUGGUGGAGCUCCUUGGAUGGAAGCAGGAAUUAGAAGCCCUAAUGAAUGUUGGCGGAGACGAGACUUCGGUGAACAAGGAGGAGUGAGCAACCAAAUUUUAUCCCGACACUGGAUCUGGAGGUUGUUGGUUGGCCCAGUCAUUGAGUUUUGCAUUAGAUGCACUAGAACUAAAUAACUAGGUCGCCUCCACAUACUGCAGGUAAUGUGGUAAAAUAAGAAAUACAGUAAUAUAGCUGACAAAACUCUUUGUUGAGCCGGGUGUUAUCCAUUAUAUCAAACAAGUUUGGUGAUUUGUGGUGAUAUGAUUAAUUUAUUCUGUAACUAAUGGUGGUUCUGAGAUAAAAUAAAUGAGUGGCAUUCAGCUGGUCUGUUCAACUCAAUGAGGUGGCCAGCAUGAGGAAAACCAACCUGAUGAAUAAUAAAAGCUUUUCUAAAAUA